Molecule: messenger RNA, 892 nt
Organism: Lolium rigidum
Lineage: Eukaryota; Viridiplantae; Streptophyta; Magnoliopsida; Poales; Poaceae
Exons: 4
Coding region: 90-617 (175 amino acids)
Source: RefSeq, a predicted model, not a curated record
UAUGUUCAUGUUUUUUUUUUCAGAGCAAUGUACCACAUUACUAGCUGCUUUCUAGCUUUUCUUAGGUGUCUCCUCUCCGUUUAGUGGCUAUGGUCCCGCCCGUGCACCAGCAGACUAGUAUCAUGCCAAUCAAUACACGAAAGGAGGAGUUGGAGUUGGAAGAAAAGGAACUGUUGUGCGCACCCAAAAAGCCCAAAUUUACAGAGUCCGUUGUCCAACAGCAGCAGGAACCUGAAGUUCUCGCUGUUGAGAGUGAGCAUAAAGGCCAUGGUGAUCCUUCACUAAAAGAUUCUGCUUGUGUAGUGCAGAGCGAUGGUGAAGCAAACGGUUGCAGUGAGGGGCUUGUUUCUGGCAGUACAAAUAAAGAACUACCAGCAAGGUCGCGACUGGAUCAACUCUGCAGUACAAUUGGCUGGAAGUGUCCAACAUAUGACUUUGAAGACCAGGGAUUUUAUCAUACAAAACUGUUCAAAUGCAAGGUGACUGUCCAUGUGGAGACAUUCUCGGACACUGUUGUGGAGUGCUACAGUGAACCCAACCCUCAGAAGGAAGCUGCCCAGGAACAAGCUUCUCAAGGGGUAUUAUGGUGCCUUAAGUGUCUUGGUCAUGUUAAAUAAUUCUAGAUGUGCUCCAUCAAGCGAGCUGUCUGCCCUUUUGUGGUUAUCUGGUCCAUCAUAAGAGCAGUGCUCGGACGCUCUUUAUUGAAUCCAAGGGUCAGGGUCAGAUCAAUAUCAUGCUGUUGUCAGCUGAUGCUUAUGCAUGACUGAACUUGUUGCUCUGUUAUGGUGUAAUUAUUGCUUUAGUUCUCUAGACGAUUAGACCCUACAUCAGUUGCAGUUCCAGUCAGCUGUAGAAACUCUCAGUACUAUUAGCAAUUUGUUCAUGUUAGCAU